UUCUGCAUUUCUCUAAUUGCCAACAUAGUGCAAGGUUCGGUAGCAGCAUUGGAGAGUGACCUUUGAAUGGUCUGUAUAACAGCAACAUCACCUAUCAUCACAGAGAAGGCAAUACUUCUCUGGCACCUGGGAUCUACACGCUUAUUUCUCCCUUCUCUCUCUCUCUCUCUCUCUCUCUCUCUCCCUCCCUCUCUCUCUCUGUGUCCCAUCCUAUGUGGUCACUCUUAUCCAGAUGGGCUGUAUAAAGUCGAAACCAUCUUCUAAUGUGUCAGUCAAGACUGUGGAUCCCCCUUUUCAAGCAGAGAUUGGUCACUAUGUCAAAGACCCCACUUCUACAAUUGGAACAAAUAAACCAAGAGAGAAUCCAGGUGGGGGUGGAGAUGAUACCUCAGUCCUGGUGGCUUUAUAUGAUUAUGAUGGUGUACACCCUGAAGAUCUGUCUUUUAGAAAAGGAGACUAUUUCCAUUUAAUUUUGGAAUCAGGAGAGUGGUGGAAAGCACGCUUGAUUAAUACAGGAGAAGAAGGCUAUAUUCCAAGUAAUUAUGUGGGACGAGUUAAUUCUCUGGAGUCUGAGGAAUGGUAUUUUAAAGGGGUUGGUAGGAAGGAAGCUGAGCGGCAGCUGCUGUCCCCUGAGAAUCAAACUGGAGCCUUCAUGAUACGGGACAGUGAGACUAUGAAAGGCUCCUUCUCACUUUCAGUUAGAGACUUCAACGCUCAGACUGGAAACAUGGUGAAACAUUACAAGAUUCGUACUCUGGAUGAUGGUGGUUUCUUUGUAUCCCCUCGGAAAACAUUCAAAACACUUCACGAACUGGUCAGCUACUACCAAAAUAACAUGGAUGGACUGUGUCAGUAUCUCACCACCGCCUGUAAGACUGCCCGUCCAGAGAAACCAUGGGAGAAGGAUGCCUGGGAGGUCCCGCGAGAAUCACUGACCUUGGAAAAGAAGCUAGGAGCUGGGCAGUUUGGAGAUGUUUGGCUGGCAACAUACAAUGGGCACACACAAGUAGCUGUGAAGACAAUGAAACCAGGAACUAUGUCACCUGAGGCCUUUCUUGAAGAGGCAAACCUGAUGAAGACAUUACAGCACGAACGUCUGGUACGUCUGCAUGCCGUGGUGACCCGGGAAGAGCCCAUAUAUAUCAUUACGGAAUACAUGCAGAAGGGAAGUCUGCUAGACUAUCUUAAGAGCCAGGAAGGGAGCUCUCUGCCGUUGCAUCAGCUCAUUGACUUUUCCGCUCAGAUUGCUGAAGGAAUGUCGUUUAUUGAGCAGAAAAAUUAUAUCCACCGUGACUUGCGAGCUGCAAACUGCCUAGUGUCCGGGACAUCGGUGUGUAAGAUCGCAGACUUUGGGUUAGCUCGACUGAUUGAGGACUGUGAGUACACAGCCAGAGAAGGAGCCAAGUUCCCUGUAAAGUGGACAGCACCUGAGGCUGCUAACUACAAUUCCUUCACCAUAAAAUCUGACGUCUGGUCUUUUGGCAUCCUCCUGACAGAAAUUUGCACUUAUGGGAGGAUCCCAUAUCCAGGUAUGUCUAAUUUGGAAGUGAUCACUGCCCUGGAUCGUGGUUACCGCAUGCCCUGCCCAGCAAACUGCCCACAGGAGUUGUACACCAUUAUGCUGCAGUGCUGGCAACAAAACCCAGAGCAACGUCCAACCUUUGAAUAUCUGCAAGGCAUCCUGGAAGAUUUCUUCACUGCCACCGAGAGCCAGUACCAGCAGCAGCCAUGAUCAGUGCCCGACCACUCUCAUAUGCCAGGAGCAACUGAAUCUUGCCAGUUCAUGGAAUAACCACAACCACCGCAGUACGACACUGCACCCGGCUAUAAGGAUCAUGGUGGAUGGAAGAUUAUUUGCUGAUCUUUAUCCACAUGUGAUAGGAAUACAUUAUAUGUUUCAGUAACGUUAUACGGAGCUAUCACUGAAUUGCUAGAUUAUGGGGUAAAUCUGUUUUUAUUUGAAAUGUUCAUAUUUUUCCUUAACGUUAUACUGUGUAUAGUAGGUAUCGGUAUUGCUGUGCAGUGUAUGUUGCUGAUCUGCUCCUUCUUCCUAUCAUGACAGCUGGGUACAGAUUAUAGACUGAAUUUUGGACAUAUUUUGCUAUGUUUAAACACCUUAUUUAUCUCAUGCAUAUUAAUCUGCGGUAUUAUGCAGCCUUUGUGUAUAUGCAAUACUGGCGUUACUUCCUGCUUAUGCUGCGGGUGUAGGAUUGUUGUUGGUAAUUGGUUUAUUUGUGGAGGGAAAGGGAGAAUUUGUGAUAAAGAGGGAAUGGAGAGGGAGCUUAUGUGACCAGGCAUAAGAUAAGUGCACAUGGGUAAGUGACAAGUGUAAUAUUCCUGUGUAAUUUAGGGUGGGAUUCUUUAUCAAAGCUGAGGCAGAACUGGGUACUAGAUUGGUGGGUGGGGGUGCCUGCACAUGGCAGGAGAGGACUGUGGGGAAGAUUGGGCACUGCUCUUUCUGUGCAUCUAAAGGACCCAUGAGUUCUAAUGGCGGCCUGAGCUGUAGACUCUGAAAGUUCAUAUUACAGACUUCACAUAUUUCAGAUCCUCACUUUUUAUUUGCGGCAACGUGCCUAGUUGUCUGACACGCUUAUUGCUAUGUGAAUAUCCACAUAAUAUCCACAUAGUCCUUUGGAAAUGUCCCCAUAAAAGAGGGGAUAUUUCUACAUUUUCAAGCUUGUGCAUCCAUAUAAAAAAUGCAUGUAUAGAUGCAGCAAAUAUAACCUUACUGAGUGUAAGGCCAACACAUAUCACUCUUCACUCUCAGGAGACAUAUCAGGUUUGCACGCAGACACACUAAAAAGAGAGUCACACCAAACAUCCAACUUCCUGUCACAUAAGUCGCCCAUAACUUUAUUGUGACACACUUAAACAUAUAUAUACUUAAACUAGCUUAGCACUAAGAAAUAACGACACGGAGACUAGCUGCUAGAUUUAAAAGGUCAACAGGUAUUUAUUGUUUGAUGACCUAAUUUUAACUAUGUAAUGGAGGAUGGCAAAGAAAGACGCUACCAACUUACCAGCAUUAGUUAACUAGAAUAAUACCAAAUGACCUAGGAGGGGACUUACCACCGCCUCCUAACAACAUAACCCGCUUUGUGUAGGACUCACCACCCUUUACUCUAACAGAGCAAUGGACGAAACCGACCGGGAAUGUCCGUAGUCCACCCGCAGGGGGAGGACACCCUCGCCGUCUUACCAAAAGGGAGCUAUCUAUCGCCCACCUGGGCAACCCAAAAAGUUUCUGGAAGAAUUUUCUGCAUGGCUCCCUCACUUUCUUUCCUCUGACAUCUCCACCAUCAUUAUGGGUGAUUUCAAUCUCUCUAUUGACAGUCCACAAUCUCCCCAUGCCUCUAAACUACUCUCUCUAACCUCCUUUCUUAGCCUCUCCCAAUGGACUGACUCCCCUACUCAUCAGGAGGGCCACUGCCUUGAUCUUGUAUUCACCAGACUAUGCUCUGUUUCUGAACUCACUAACACUCCUUUCCCUCUCUCAGAUCACAACCUUAUCACAUGCAUGCUCUCCUCCAUUACUUCAAACUCAAUGUCCAUAAAGUCUACAAGGACACCUCUUACCCGCAGAAAUAUUAACGCUAUUAAUUUUCAACAACUAUCUACCUCUCUGCAACCACUGCUUUCACCAAUUUCUACAUUCACCUCUCCAGAGACCGCUGUGUCACACCUUAACCAAACUCUAGUAACAGCACUUGAUGAAGUGGCUCCAGCUACCCAUCACACUCCACGUAGACUUAGAUGUCAACCGUGGCACUCUAAAUACACUAGACACUUACAAAAACUCUCACGAAAACUGAUGUGAAUGGCCAAUUCUCUGUAAAGCGCUGCGGAAUAUGUGUGCGCUAUAUAAAUAACUGGUAAUAAAUAAAUAAAUAAAUACCCCACAAUCACCACUUAUGCAAGCUUUUGACUGUUGGUUGGUAGCGACUUUCCGCCCAUCUGGCUGUCAAAGCCAACUACGAUUAUGAAAUAGAAGCCAAAAUAGCAAACCAAAAAUCAAAGUGAAAAAAUUGCAGGGUGGGUGGGAUAGGCUUCCAAAAUGGCAAAUAGAAAGAUGGCCCCCAGGACCUGCCUAUAAGUACUGCUCCUACAAUCUCCCUAAUAGGCAGGCAAGAGCACCUGAUCACUAAGCUAGCACUGCCCUGUCUUUAACACAUUAGUCACAAAAACCAGGUCGCUUAUGUGGCUUCAGGCUUAGGCAGCCCUCAGCCUGCUUUUUACAUCCAUUCUUUUUAAUAAAAUGAUGCUAUGUUUAUCCUCUUUUCUACCCUAAAUAAUCAGUAAUGAAGAGGAUUGUGUCAUUAUUAUUAUUAUUUUUUUUUAGUAUCGUCUUUUUAGGCAGAGUGCAUCUAGAACUGUGUUUCCCCACCUGGGUACUCUGUGCCUUUCAAAGAGAAGCCUUCAAUUCAACUGUUUACACUGCCAGUUCAACCUUUUGCUUCUCCACAAACCAGGCCAUCUUGCUUUGUAAGCCUAUGCUGGUUGGUGUAAAUCUAGGCACAUGGCACCACAAAAGUGGAGUUUAUACUGUGCCUUCACUAUUUUGUGCUUUAUAAAUAAGGUCCUGUGAUACACUGGAGACUCUGAAUUACCCUGUGUACACUGGUGACUGUGAACUAGCAUUAUAUACUCUGAGCUGCAUAAAUAGAACUAGCAUAUGUACUCUGAUCUGGCAUAUUAGUAUUGGCUAUUCACAUUGGAGCAUUGGAUACAUGGAGGAAGCACAGUGUGCACACUGCAGCCUCUUAACCAGCACUGAGCACCAAAUGCCAUCAGUGGGAUCAGAAUGUGAUCCCGCCGCACGAGAUACCGAUUGUCAGUAUACCGACACCGGUAUACCAGGCGACAGAUUGCCGGCAGGGAGGCGAGCACAAUGAAGCCACUUGUGGGCCAGAUUCUAUUCUCCCUCUAUGGGUGUCAUGGACACCCAUAGAGCGGGGAGGGGAAUCACCUAACUCACCGGUAUUCUGGCGACGGUAUCGUGACCCUGUCGGGAUCCCGGCGGCGGUAUUAAGACAGCCCGGGAUCCCGACGAGCAGUAUGCUAACCGCAUAGCGCAUACCCUUAAGCAGCACUGCAUGCAUUUGAGGCUCUGAUCCAGCACUGUGCACCUUGGAGACUUCACACCAGCACUUUUGAGACUGAGCCAUAAUUGUAAUCAUUAACUACAACACAGUACUGCAUACAUUGGAGCCCUUUAACCAAUAUUGUGUGGAGUCUCUGACCAGCACCGUGUACACUGGAGACUCUGAGACAGCACUGUGUAUGUUGUAGUCUGUAAGCACUGUGUAGGCUAAAGGUUCUGCACAGGACCUGCAGAACUCCAGCACACUGAUUUCAUUUUAAGCCUGUGAACCUUGUAAAGCUUUUAUAUAUAUUUAUAGAAACAUGUAUUUGAUAAACAUGAUAAAUAAAUCAAAUAAUGAGCACAA
This is a messenger RNA of Pseudophryne corroboree (corroboree frog), 5447 nucleotides long. RefSeq names its product HCK proto-oncogene, Src family tyrosine kinase (gene HCK). Gene Ontology annotation, cellular component: extrinsic component of cytoplasmic side of plasma membrane. The record is from RefSeq and is a predicted model, not a curated record. Gene Ontology annotation, biological process: cell surface receptor protein tyrosine kinase signaling pathway; protein phosphorylation; cell differentiation. Gene Ontology annotation, molecular function: signaling receptor binding; non-membrane spanning protein tyrosine kinase activity; ATP binding. Bases 233 to 1732 code for a protein of 499 amino acids. The transcript is spliced from 11 exons. NCBI's taxonomy places the organism in Eukaryota, Metazoa, Chordata, Amphibia, Anura, Myobatrachidae.